Molecule: messenger RNA, 1044 nt
Organism: Caenorhabditis angaria
Lineage: Eukaryota; Metazoa; Nematoda; Chromadorea; Rhabditida; Rhabditidae
Source: the annotation of a GenBank genome assembly
AUGUUCGAAGAAUUUCCCAAAUGGUAUGAAAUAUCUAUGCAUGUUUCAUCUUCCAUCACAAUUCCAAUCAAUAUUUUUGGUCUAAUAAUGAUCGCAUUUUUCUCCAAAGAGCAAAUGAAAAAUUAUCGAUAUUAUUUACUGUUUCAUCAAAUUUGCUCAAUGUUAUCUGAUAUAAUUAUAAAUACUGGAACUGUUCCAGUGAUUUAUUCACCUCAUGCAAUUGGUUCACCACACGGUUGGAUGACUGAAAUUUUCCGAUCAUUGUUAGGGAUGGAACAUAGUACUUGGUUACAAACGGUGAGGUUUUGGGGAAGAUUGUUUUUCGGGCCAACUUCAGUAUAAUGAUUCCAGGAAAUUGUAUUCCAAAGUUCUCUAACCACCGCGAUGAGCGUCGAACUUCUAUUCUUUUAUAGAUAUCAGGUUAUCCUUCCCCAAUCCCAUCCUUGGAAGCUCUCAAAACUUUCAAAACUUCUAACAAUCUCCAUCUAUCAUCUCGCUUGGAUGUUUUUGAUAUCCAUAUCUUUUCAUAAUAUCAUGCAAGAUGAUCAAGAAAUUGUCAAAGACCAAUUUCGAAGAGAUCAUCCAGAUCUCGCAUUUUUCGUCGAAGACAAAAAUUCUCUAAUCGUCGUAACUGAGGUGAAUCUCAAUGCUCUCAUAUUUCUAAUUGUUUCCUUCACCCGAAUCGGAAGCGGUCUUAUAAUCUGCUGUAUUUUAAUCUUACUAUCCAGAUAUUCGUUGGAUAACAUGAUGAUAUCUGCAAGGACUCGAAAUAUGCAUCUCAAUCUGAUUCGGAUUCUAUGUUAUCAAGCUUCAAUUCCCCUUGCCGCCUUUUAUAUUCCAAUUUUGUGCAUUUUAACUCCACAACUUUUCAAGAUUCAUCACACUUUUAAUCUCGCAUUGGUUUCUUUUGUUAUCGUUUCGUUUCACACAUUUUUCGGAACUUUUAGUUUAUUAUACUUCAAUAGACCGUGGAAUGUGUCGAAGAAACCUCCAAGAUCUGGUCAAUCAGUAACUGUAUUCAGCAGUGAGAAGCAAACACGUUAG